CAAAAACUAAAACUAAAGACAGUUUAAAUAAUUUAGAGUUACAAUAUUUAGAAGAUAAAUAUAAUCAAACUUACAGUCAAGAUGUUGCCUCCUGGUGGAUUAAUGGAGAUUGUUUUCUCAUUUGAUACAACUGGUUCUAUGUCAAGUUGUUUAAAUCAGGUCAGAGGUCAAAUACAAGACAUGGUUCAACGUCUUCAAUCAGAUAUACCGUCUAUAAGAAUGGCUGUAUUUGCUCAUGGUGAUUAUUGUGAUAAAUCUACAUAUGUAACUAAAUAUAUAGAUUUUACAACGGAUGUUAACAAAUUAUGUGAUUUUGUUAAAACAACGGGAUCAACAGGAGGGGGUGAUACUGAUGAAUGUUAUGAACUUGUUUUAAGACAAGUAAGAGAAGAUUUAUCGUGGACUCCUGGUUCAAGAAGAUCAUUGGUAAUUAUUGGUGAUGCUCCACCACAUGAACCUAGCUAUCCACAAAAUACUCUUAAUAUAGACUGGAGAGACGAGGCUGAUAUCUUAGGAACUAUGGGAGUUAAGAUUUACGCAACACAAUGUCAAAAUAGCUCUUCAGCUGAAAAGUUCUAUAAAACUAUAGCGCAAAAAACUGGUGGUCAUCAUCUGAAAUUACAGGAAUUUUCUAAUAUUUUUGAUUUUCUGAUGGCCGUAGCAUACAGAGAACAUGGCGAUGAACUUUUUCAAGUUUAUGAAAAAGAAGUAAGAAGUCGGUGUGGGGCAGGUUUAAAUAAAGAUUUAAACGGACUAUUUACAACGUUAAGAGAUGGCUGUAGUGAUUCCACGACUGGUGAUACAGCAGUGACAUCUACUUCCCUUCCAGCUAAAAAGAGAAAAGUUUUACCAGGAAAAACUCCUUCCGCUAAGAAGAUUAAAUUCAGCGGUAUAACAAAAAUAACAUCAAAGCCAUAUACUAAAGCUACGUUAUGUAAAGCCAGUCGAGCAAUUAAAAAGGCAAAGAGAACAGUUAAGAAAGUCAAAGCAGCUUAUCCACGUAUAAGAAGAGAAAUGAUUGCCGAAAAUCAUUUUUAUUUGAACGACAAGAAAUGGUCACCAUGGCAACAAGUAAUAUCCCAUGAUGCUGGUUUAAAUAAAAAUGGCGAUUGGAAACAACAAGGUUCUUAUUAUAAAAAGAAAACAAUAUUUCAAUUUGAUGCAGAGACACCUUCUAUGUAUGAAGUCUCUGUUCAAGCUAAAAGAAGAAGCAAACGUUACGUAGUCUAUAACAAAAUGGCGCACAGAGUUUCCGGUAAAUGGGAAAGACGUCUUUUUGCACAAUCUGACAUCAAAAAACAAGUUAAUAAAAUAGCUGAUCGAGGUUACAAUUUAUAUGUGAGAAGACUUCCAUUAACCUCUGCAGCUUUAAAAAGAGACACUAUAACGGCUUUACGUAGAUACGAUUAUUCAUGGAGAAAAAUAAGAAAUGUACGAAACAACCAUCGUCAAGUAAAUAUCUCUUCAAUAACCAUAUCUGAUGAUGUUUUAUAAACUAUUAUUUGAAAACUUUUGUUUGUGCAUCAACAUUUUUGAGGUCAAUUAGCUGUUUGUACGGAUUAAACAGACACCGUAUUUCUUGUGCAUUUUACGUACUUAAUAAGACUUAAAGUUGCAAUGUUCCAAUGCAAUCCUGUAAACAAUAUUUAACAAUGUGAAAAGUGAGUUUUGAAUAUUAGAACAAAACGUGUGAAUUGUAAAUAAAAUCAUCAGUAGUUUCGUAAACUGACAGUACAUUGUAAUCAGUUUGUGCUUUAAACAUAUUCUGACAUUUUGUCAACAUCAUAUAACACAUCAUACUAUUCAUUCAUAUCGUAUAUCAUUCAUAUACUCACCUUGGUCUGUUAUACAUGUAUUUUCAAUUAUUGUACAUUAUUCAUAAAAUCAAGUUGUGUUAUACAUGUUCACGGUUGGCGGCAACACUAGGGCUGUUCCGAGACUGAAAUUCGGUGUAUAUUAUGGGUAGCUCGGACAUGGAAGUAACAUGGGCUAUGUGGCGUUGGAGUUAUAGGCGCAACCUGUGCAGCGCCAGGUCAUGCUCUAGUUAUUUAUAAAAUCAAGUUGUUUUGUUAUAUUUUGAAUAAAGUGUUAUCUAGAAUCUCA
Messenger RNA from Patella vulgata (common limpet), 2103 nucleotides. RefSeq lists its product as uncharacterized. The record is from RefSeq and is a predicted model, not a curated record. Bases 82 to 1494 code for a protein of 470 amino acids. NCBI's taxonomy places the organism in Eukaryota, Metazoa, Mollusca, Gastropoda, Patellidae. The transcript has 5 exons.